Aphis gossypii (cotton aphid) is the source of this 3874-nucleotide messenger RNA. RefSeq names its product protein O-mannosyl-transferase TMTC4-like. The coding region runs from base 431 to 2671 and encodes 746 amino acids. Gene Ontology annotation, molecular function: protein binding; mannosyltransferase activity. Gene Ontology annotation, biological process: protein O-linked glycosylation via mannose; endoplasmic reticulum unfolded protein response. Lineage: Eukaryota; Metazoa; Arthropoda; Insecta; Hemiptera; Aphididae. The transcript is spliced from 13 exons. The record is from RefSeq and is a predicted model, not a curated record. Gene Ontology annotation, cellular component: endoplasmic reticulum.
AGACUUUAAUGAAUUUUAAUAUAAAGCGAUCUUAAGUGAUCCUGGUGGUUAGUAGACACUAGUUACUACUUCUAUAACUUAUUACAAUAUUAUUACUAACUACCUACAACACCACACUAUAAAUCGAAUGAAUAGCUUAAACUUUUUUUUGUAAUUGUCAUUGCGAUUUUCAGUUUAAAUGGAUUGCACUACAGCAAUCUUGAUAGAACAGUUAAAAUCUAUAUUGCCAUGAAAUCAAUUUGGAAACAUCAUUUUCCAGUAAAGUCAAGUUUAGAGAGAAUAGAGAAUUUUAAUUACAAUUAUUUCAAAACUAUUAUUAUGUUUCAAAUAUUAUGUACGCCACGGACAUGCUACUUUAUUAAUAUGCAUUUUGAGAAUACUGAGCUGAAUAACAGUUAACAUUUGAUGAAAUUUAACCAAAGAAUUAAUUAUGAAGUCAAAGCAAUCAAUAGAUAACACUUGGGAUUCAAAAUUACCAUUUCCAAAGUUUCCAGUAUGGUUGUACAUUUUAAUUGUAGCAUUUGUAUCUAUAUUAUGCUAUGGUAAUUCGUAUUAUGGUGCUUUUGUGUUUGAUGAUUCUGAGGCAGUUGUAAAUAAUCAUGAUGUAAAUCUUGAAACACCAGUUGUUAAGAUUUUUAGUCACGACUUUUGGGGUACAAGACUAACAAACCAUGCCAGUCAUAAAUCAUACAGACCUCUCACAAUUUUGUCCUUUAGGUUUAAUGUGUGGUUAAAUAAUGGUCAUUUAUCUCCCAAAUCAUUACAUUUAACUAAUAUAGUUUUACAUGCAGUUGUAUCCUGUCAACUUUUACAUGUCUAUAAUUUGUUAUUUAAUGGAAGAGCACCAAAGACUUCAUUUUUAGCUGCUCUUAUGUUUGCAGUGCAUCCUAUUCACGUAGAAGUAGUGUCUGGUAUUGUCGGCCGUGCUGAUCUACUUAGUGCAUGUUUGUCACUUCUAGUCUUUAUUAUUUAUCAUAAAACAGCAAAAGUUAAACAAAUAAAUACAUUUACCAACAUAAUAGCCACAUUAUUUUGUUGUAUAUUGAGUAUCAUGGCUAUGUUAUGCAAAGAACAAGGACUUAUGAUUAUGACGUUUUGUGGUGUGUAUGAAGUUAUUGUAAUCAACAAAAUCACAUCUCAAAGUAUUAUGAAGAACAUGAAAAUCUCAAAAAUUAUUAGACUGCUUAAAAAGGAAUCAUUAGAAAGACUGUUUAUAUUGACUGCUGGGUUUUGUAUUAUUCUUUAUGGUAGAUGGACUAUUAUGGGAUCACCUCCUAUUUUUCAACAAAUUGAUAAUCCUGCAUCAUUUUUAACAACACCAGUUGAAAGAUUUAUUAAUUACAGUUACAUCUAUUUAAUUAACAUUUGGAUAAUGAUAUGUCCUGUUUGGCUAUGUUUUGAUUGGUCAAUGGGCUGUAUCCCUCUGAUACAUUUGAAUGCAUUUCCUAAAGAUCCAAGAUUAUUCAUUGUUCUUGGAUUUUGGAUUAUUCUUGUAUUAAUAUUUUAUAAACUCCUGUUUUCAAAAAACUAUGAUAUAAAACAAAUACAAAUGGGAUUUCUAUUAGGUCUUUUGUCAUUUCUUCCAGCUUCAAAUUUAAUGUUUACAGUUGGGUUUGUUAUAGCAGAACGGGUGUUAUACUUGCCUUCUGCUGGUUUUAUUAUAAUUGUAGUCUUGGGUAUCAGGAGAUUAUGUUUGAAUCAUUUUAUUAAAAAAGUAGUUAGAGUGUGCAUUUUACUAUUAAUUGUUGUACAUUCUAUUCGAACAUAUCAACGAAGUAAGGAAUGGAAUACUGAAUUAGAUUUGUUUAGAAGUGCGUUAAAAGUUUGCCCAAUGAAUGCUAAAGUACAUUAUAAUUUAGCAAAAAGUUUAGCUGAUAUUGGACAUACACAAGAAGCAAUAGAUCGUUAUAAACAUGCACUAUUAUUACAUCCAAGGUAUGAUCAAGCAAUGAAUAACUUAGCAAAUAUUUUAAAAGAUAAAAAUGAAUUGGAAGAGGCUAGAUUUUUACUAGAAAAAGCUGUUACUAUUAGAAAUGAUUUUGCUGCUGCUUGGAUGAAUUUAGGUAUUGUAUUAUCUGCUCAACACGAAUACAAUAAAGCCGAAAAUGCAUACUUAACAGCCUUACAACACAGAAAAAGCUAUCCUCAUUGUUACUUUAACUUGGGAAAUUUAUAUUUGGAAAUGGGAGAGAAGACCAAAGCAUUAUUUGCUUGGCAAAAUGCUACAUUUCAACAGCCAACACACGUAAUUUCAUGGAAUAAUAUGAUUGUACUGUUAGAGUCAAUUGGUGAAUUAAAACGAGCAGAGAAUGUAGCUCGUACAGCCCUUUCUAUUUUACCAAAUGAACCAAAUUUACAUUUUAAUAUAGCCAACAUAUUAGGUAAAAUAGAUAAAUUUGUUGAAGCAGAAAAACAUUUUUUGGCUGCUAUUAAACUAAAACAUCUAACUGCUAAGACUGUGUUAGUUGCACUAUACCAUUCAAAUCUGGGAGUUUUGUAUCAUCGUUGGGAAAAAUAUGAUCUCGCAGAAAUGCAUUACUUACAAGCAUUAAUGAUUGAUCCAAAUAUGCAGAAAGUUAAAAAUCACCUUGCAUUACUUCGUAAACAUUUAAGUGAAAUCAAUCAACCCACUCUUAAUAUGAAGUCUUAUCAACAAGAAAAAGAUUUUUAAUGUAUUAAAUGAAAAAGUUCUGUUUCUUUAAUAUUUUGAUAUGUAAGUAUAAGUCAAUAUUGCUAUCAUUUUUGUGUUCUACAAUGUAUCGAAGGUCAAACAUAAAUAAGUGCAUAUUAAUAUUAAUAUAAAUAUAUUGUUUUAAUUUACACUGAAUUACAGUUAAAUGUAGAAUGAACAAAAGUGGUUAAUAAAUGUUUUAAAACAUUUUCAAUAACUACUACUGUGAAAACAUAUGGUUGUGAUUAAUUUAUAACUUAGUCAUCGAAUAAUGAUUUUUUUUUUAAUUAAUAAUUAUUUUUAAGUAAUGCCUAACUAUAAUUUUUAUUUGUAUUUACCAUGACAUUAAUAUGUUUUAUAACCAUUCCAACGAUAUAGUCUAAAAUUAAGGAAUUGAUUUAAAUAUAACUAGGAUUUAAUGAGUUCUAGAAAAUUAAUUAUUAUAUUUUGUUAGUGUUAUAUCUGUAUAGCGUAUGUAUAGGUAACAGGUUACAAAACUAUGUGUUUUUUUUUCCGUAUUACGUGUUUUAUAUCAUAGCAAAAAUUAUCAUAAUAUGAUACAAUUUUUAUAACUUUUAAUUGAUUUUAUGUACAAUUAAAAAAAGUGACAUAAAUGAAUGUUACACCCACAUGUUGUCUCCAACUUGUAUUUUACUAUAAAUUUAUGAACAGGAUUCUUAUUAAAUUUUAACUAUAAUUAAUAUUAAUGAAUUUGUAUUGAAGAAUAUAAAUUGUGUUUGAGUGAAGUUUUUUUAUUUUAAUUUUAAAAUUAGUUAUAACUUAAAUAAUCCAUUUUUUUUAAUUCAUAGAACUUGCUUUAAAAUAAAUGUAUGAAACAAAACUUUACUCAAACUAAGUUUAUAUUCUUCUCUAAAAAUUCAAUAGUGUAUUGAAACACUUAAUUAUAAUCUAAAAUUUUAAAUUGUACUAAGAAUUCUGUAUAUAGAUUUGAGGUUUCUUAUGUUAUGUAUGUAUGAUAUAGAAAUAACAUUGCGGGUAUAGCAUCCUAUUAAUCAAACACUCAAGUUAUAUUAUAAUACAUUUAUAACACUAAUAUUUAGUCAUUAUGCUAAGAUUUGUUAUUUUAAGGUCAAUGCAAUAUAGAUAAAAUAUUUUUUUUUAAGUAUUAUUUAGAUUUAAGAUAUUUACAUUUUUAUAUUGUUUUUUUUUUUUUUUUAUAUUAAAAAAUAUUUUAUUUGGGUA